AAAACUUACUGGCAGGCUGUUAGGUUUCUCUGUAUUAGGAACAGCAUCUGCAGAGUGAUGUGACAGUUCCACCUGCUCAUUGCUGUGGUUGCUGGGCCAGCUAGGACAAGGUUUUGCAGGGCUUUGAGCAAAAUGUGGUCCUAGAGCAGCUAAGGCAAGACUCCAGUUUCUAAUCCCAAUUUAAAACCCAUUAGGAUUGAGUUUGCAUUCCUAGAGUCUGGUGAUGAAGACCGUGGGGUGUUUCUUUGUUUGGAAUGUAGCAGAAAUCCUUUUCUCUUGCCUGGCUGAGUGGCUUUCAGUCCUUGUGUUGCUGUACAGAAACUGAAGAUGGUGAUGCAGAAUGAAGGCCCCAUGUGCCAGGUGCAAGAUAAGAGCUAAUCCCUGCAUUGGAAAAAAAGAAUAUCGUCUACAUAAAGUAAGGCAGAUGCAGCCAAGUCCCAUCCCAUUUUCUGAAUGCAGAUCUAAGCAUGCAGAGAGCUUAAAUGAUUCCCUUAUUGGCAUGUCCAGAGUCUCUCAUCCCCUGAGAUGCCCUAAUACCCCAAUCAACCCCUUUCCUAUGUUGAAGGGAUGGCUAUAACCCAAAAGGAUUGGCUGGGUCAUGAAAACCAACUGCUCAGCCCAAGGGGAGACAUCAUCACUAAAAUAUGAGGGUGUUGUUUUUGCAGUGGGGAUCGUGCCUGAGCCGUUAAUCACGCCAUGUUAGACACAGUGCCUCAGCAGGAACAGUCUCAGCCUUGAUCUUGGCCAAGAGGUGGGGAAGCCAAGAGCCAGGCUGUCCUCCCGUGCUUUACCAUGAGGAGCAGAACCCAACCUGUGAGCAGCCUGGACUUGGCCCUGGAUUAUAUUACCUGCAAAUGCUCUGGUUUGCAUCAGUCCUCAUUUGCUGCACCACCUCUGCAGAACUCCAUCUGUGUGACAAUUUGAUGGCUUACUGUUUAUUAAAGUGUCUCCACUAAUGCAAAGAGGAUAAAUAUUUUCCUUCCACCUUUCCUCUGCAGCAGGGUGCCUGCUCUGAUCCUUCCUCUUGCUACCUCUGGGGUUGCUAUAAGACUGCUUCUCCCCCAGCCUACAGGGAGAGGAGUCAGACCUGUGUUUAUGGAGGCAGCAUGCUGCCCUGGCUGGCGCAGCAAUUUGUUGCGUUCAGAACCUAUUUUAAUAACCAUGAAUGACUAAGCACGUUGUUUGGGACUGGUGACUCCUUUUUCCGCUCUUUCUUUGAUCUAUUUAUUUUUAGGCUCCUCUGGGAGGGGAAAAGUAGAGACUGAAAUUCAGAAGACAGGAGAGAGAAACCUCUCCAAGCUGCAGCCCACCUCAGUGCUUGUGAGGUUUGGCAAACCAUCAGAAACUUUCCAGAGGGGUGCCGGUGUGGUCUUUCUCUGUUGGAAGAAGCAGGGUUGAGUCUUACUGAUGGCCUUCCAGAAAGCUGGAGUAGGAUUUGAGGAGGAAGUUCUUAGAGGUGGCAGUCUGAGUUCUCAGUGUACGUCUUACAGAGUACUCCGUUGUGCUGUAGCAAGUGUAUCUCCAGUGCAGGUACAGAAUUGUUUUGAAACACCUUCCUCUUGUGCAGCCCUGGAAGUAGGGGGUUCUCUUGCACAUGCAUACGUGACUUUUAAAAACCCACAGAGGAGUAUAGAAAUAAUGCAUAUUCUUUAUUAUUCUUAUCAUAGAACCAGGCUUUGGUUGAAAGGGACCUCAAAGUGCAUCCAGUUUCCCCACCACCACCACAGGCAGGGUUACUGCCCACUGGAUCAGGUUACCCAGGGCUCUAUCCAACCCAGUCUUUAAACCCAUCUUCUUCACAUUAGCACAUGCUCUUCUCUGUUGGUGCUUUGCUUCCAGCACCACCCUGCUGCCUCCUCCACAUCCUCUCCUAUUUCCUUCUCCCUCUUCAUCCUCUAUCCCUUGCUGACGUUAGGAAGAGAGCAGUACACAACUUCAGCAAGACAAACAAACAACAGGCUCAUCCUGGGCUGAUGCAAACCUGUUGUUUGUGAGUGGAAGAGCCAGUAACAUGGGAGAACAUGAGACACAGGUGGGGCUGUGUCCCAUCCAGGCUGGCAGCCAUCCACCAGCCCAGCACCAUGAGGUGCCUCAGGGGAAAGCCAUGAAGGGAACCUGGUCUUCAGGAGAAGACGGGUAACAGGAAGCCUUUUGUCUCAUCCCUCUGGUAUACACUGGUAGUCACCCAUGCUGACACAGAUGUGUCCCUUAACCAUCUGGUCUGGUCUUCAAUGUCCCCUGCAGGCUUGGUUACACCAAAUAAACUUAUUGACCCCUUCAUUGUUUGCUUUAUUUGCCCAUCGUGUUGGCUUUCCUGUUGGUUCCAACACACACAGCAGCCCUGUGAAAUUUAGGACCUCCCCAGCCCACCAAGCCAUAGGGCAGUGGCAUAUACCAGGGCAGGCAGCAGCCUGCGUGCGGGAGGUUGUAUUGCUGCCCCUGGAGGAGGGAUGCUCUGCAAGGUUGUAGGCUGCAAAAAGCUGUUCAAGUCAGUUGUUGUUCCUUAACUCAGCAUGCUCUGGGCAGGCUUAAAGCACUAAGUGAGGAUUUCCCUUCCCGUGCAGGUAAUGUCUACGUAAGCUUUUAUUUUACCCAGCUCUUCACAAGCCUUAGUGGCCCAUCUGCAGGAUUUCCUUGUGCUUUCUCUGCUGCCCUUCUGCAGCUGCCAUCACAAAGCCACCUGCGCCAGGCUGGCCUGCAGGGUGACAUGGUGUGUCCUCCUGAAUGACCUCCCUGUCCCUGCUGCUCUCUGCUACUGCACACAGCUCUCAUGGCACCUGGGGACCUUUAUUGUAACCCUGUGCCAGUGGUCGUGGCCGGGUCCUCAUCCGUCCUUCAUGGCAUCCCUGUUGCCCACCCCUGGAGCAGCCACACACCCUGCACUGUGCUACCUGCACUAUGAGUUCUGCUCGGUGCCCGCAGGCUCUAUCACUUUUCCAUCCACCCAAGGAUACAAAUGGCACUUUUUGCUCCACCUCACUCUGUGAUUUUUCUGCCACGUCUGUGGGAAUAAAUCACCGUAGUCCCUGUGGGUGAUGCUGAGGCUGGGGGAACCAGCCAGCUGCCCCCACCGGGCUGCUCCUCGUUACAGGAGGAGUGAGAAUAGUGGGGCUGAGCCCUCCCACAAGAAGCACAUUCGGGGUGCUGCCCACCCCCUGAGCGCUCCCCCCGGCUCUGCCCCCACCCCCCCAUUCCCCAGCUCCAGUGGCGAGGAGGAGGCAGUGCUGAGCCGGAUAUGCUGCGGCUCCCGCAGCCCUCCCUGUAGUGUCCCCGCCGCUCCUCCCGAUGCCUUCCGAGGAGACGGAUGGACGGACGGACGGGCAGCGAGAGAGCGCGGUGACGCCGCCGCCGCCGCCACCACGGAGAGGACGCAGGACCCCCCUCUGGGCCCCCCGUGCCCUUUCGACGGGGCGGCCUGGACCCCCCGACCCCCUCCGGGCCCUCAGCAGGGCUGCUUCGCAUGCAUCGCCAAGCCCCCGGCCCUCCGGCACGCCUCACCCGUCCUCUCGCCCUCCUCUGCCGCUCAGCUGAUGGAGAGCAAGGGCUGCAAAGGGGACAGCCUGCGGCCAGCGGGAACGUGCAAGCACUCGGUGGAGAAGAAGACCAUGACCAACCCAACCACUGUCAUCGAGAUCUACCCCGACACCAGCGAGGUGAAUGACUACUAUCUCUGGUCCAUCUUCAACUUCGUAUACCUCAACUUCUGCUGCCUCGGCUUCAUCGCUUUGGCCUAUUCUCUGAAAGUCCGGGAUAAGAAACUCCUCAAUGACUUAAAUGGUGCAGUGGAAGACGCCAAGACAGCCCGGCUUUUCAACAUCACCAGCUCAGCCCUUGCCACCUUCUGCAUCAUCCUCAUCUUCAUCUUCCUGCGGUACCCCCUCACUGAUUACUAGCAGGAGGCCAACAGCAGCACCGCCGCCAAAAUGCCUCUAUGCCAGAAGUGUCUGCAGUUGUUUCCUGUAGCAAGGACACGAGAGUAAAACAACUCCACCGUGACUGGAAGAAAAAAAAAAGAAAAGAGAAAAAAAAAAUCAAAAAAGUAAAUACAUAAAUAAAAAAUAAAUGAAUUUAUCAGCCCAGGCAAGCGUACUCUCCCUGCUCCUAAACAGUAUGUGCUGCUGUAGGAAAUGGUUUCACUUCUGCAAUUGUACAGGGAGGAAAAGAGACCAAGAAGAUCUUACUUCAUGGCAAACAGAGCUGUGCAAUGAGAGUGUGCAGAGCUGAAAGCUAAAUGUGAUGUGUGGCCCGAUGCGUGGCCACGGAGAGCUUUGGGCUGCAGACAGGGCUGGGAGGAAAGCAGAAUGCCCAAGGCCAAUGGGAUGGCCAAGGCUCAGAGCAUAUCAGGUGUGUUCAAACUGCCCGAAUGCCCAACAGCGUUCUGUUGUUUUCCUUCUGUGAUGCAGUUCUAUUGAAUUUAAUUCAUGGUUGAGAUAACCAUCCCAGAGGUCUGAGUGUUAGGGUGCUGGUUCUGGAGAGCCCCAGUGCCUCCAGAUCAACCCCAGAGCAUUAGAGGGCAAAUUUCUCCUUGAGAUCAUCCAGCAGUGCUGAGAACAAAGGUACCUCAUGGGGAACUCCAUGUGCUCUGUGAACCAAGUGCUACUGUAUUUCUGAAACACGGUCAAUAAAGAUACCUCUGAUAUCUA
Molecule: messenger RNA, 4643 nt
Organism: Coturnix japonica (Japanese quail)
Lineage: Eukaryota; Metazoa; Chordata; Aves; Galliformes; Phasianidae
Source: RefSeq, a predicted model, not a curated record